GUUUUUGUUUUGAUGUUUUCGAUUUACGUGUCGGAUACGGGAAUUUGCAGCAAAAUUUAUUCUCGUUUGUUGUGAAAAGUUCCGGAUUAAUAUCGGUGUUUCGGACGUAUUUUUGAAUCCGCGGAAUAAGUGAUGUAAAGUCGUUUUGUGAUUGUGAUUUUUGUGCGAUUUUGAUAGGUGAAAGGUGAUCCUUUGCCGGUUGUAAAAUAUGUCGUGGCUCAAGUUGAACGAUAGUUUGAACAAAGUCAAGGGUCAGAUUACCAGCUUUGCCCAGGAGGUUCUGGCAGAAGGUAUUGUAGAUGAACAGGACGAAGACGGCCAGCGUAAUCCGGACCAUGAGAUUAAGGAGGCGCGGGAGAAAAUUGGCGAACUGACGGGUUUGUGCGCGACGCAAGACCAAGAGAUUGCAACACUGCGCAAACAAAUUGCGGAAUAUCAACAACAGCAACGGAAUCAGUCCAAGUCACCGAUCGAGCUUCCAUCAUCGUCUGGUUCCAAACUGGUCGAUCAGCAUGGUCCAAGCACAUCAACGGCAACGACGUCAUUAGCAGCCCAGCCCACCACAUCAUCCGCCCUCGAAGACAGCUGGUUCUGGGAUCCGGAACAGAAUGUGUCAUCCACAUCGUCUUCUUCGAAGAAGGGCGACGAGAAUGAUUCUCCUCGGUCCGGGACGGAUCUUACCACGAUUCCGCUGGAAGCCCCGGCGUCCGAGGGGGAAAUCAUCGAACGGCUACAUCGUCAGCUGGGCGAUAUCCGGCAUCAGCUGAAGAAGCAGCAGCUGGAGAAUGCUCUGCUCACCGAGAAACUCACGCAGGUCAGUAGCGAAAAUCGCGAGUUGAACGAGAACAUUGAGGAGCUUGACCGACAGCACGAGCUGGUAGUGGAAAACUUGUUGGGCGCCAAAAAGGGACUGCAGGAGAAAUGCAACAGGUUAGAGGAGGAUCUGAGGGUGAUGCACGGCGAAGCAGCUGUGACGAAAGAGUUAGAGGCACUCAAAGUCAAAUACGCAAAAUUAGAACAAAGCUAUGUUGGUUCUUGUCAGGAGAGUGUUAGAUUGAAAUCUGAAUUGGAGAGGAUUGUUGUUGCAAACGUAGAAACUGUAGCAGGGUUGGAAGGAAAACUUAAAGAGUUACAGAGCAAGUUAGAUCAGUCGGAGAAAAGAUUUCAAGAUGAACUGAUGGAAGCUCAACAGCGAGGCAAUGCCGCUGUGGCAGAAAAAAUAGAGCUAGAACAAUUCUUGGCUGCCAUGAAAGAUGACAAUCAAUAUGUUAAAAGCGAACUCGAAUCGACCAUGUCUCGAUGCGACAAACUUGAAUCAGAAAACCUCAACUUGACAGCAGAGCUAAACCAAUUCAAACAAAAAGCCGAGGAAGAAGUAUUUGUAGCACUGCAACCGAAAGAGGACCAGACAGAGAUCGAAGAGCUGCGUAGAACGCUGGAACAUCUACAAGCCGAAUCGGAGCGAUGGAAAACCGACUGCGAUCGUCUUCAGGAAGACAAUCUUGCACUUCAGAAGAUUGAAAAAGACCUGCAAACUAAACUCGACGAACAGAAGGAACUGCUUGAGCGAACAGAACAGCAGCGAAACAACGAAGAACUUGUUCAACAGCUGCAGCAGGAGGCGAGCGAUCUUCGCAACGAACUCAAGAGUGCAAUCAUCGACAAUUCCGUUCAGCUGGACGCCAAGGAGAGGGAAUGGCAGGACAAGCUGAACUUCCUGAAGGCGGAGAAUACCCGCAUUCAGCACAACAAGGACACCCUGGAGGCGGAUCUGCUGGAGUACGAGAAGGAAUGCUCCAAUCUGAUGAAGAACAACGAUGUGCUGAUAGCGGAGAUCGAAAACUUGAAGUGCAAGAAGCUGGAAACGAUCAACGAGAACGCCGAGGACAGCAUUGUGAUUCUGGAGAAGCAACUGGAAGACUGCAGCCGAUUGAACAAAAGCUUAGACGAUGAGUAUAAGGAGAUCAACAAGAAACUGGAGGAAGUGCUCGAGGAAAGAGAAGAACUGGAAAUGAAGGUGGAAAGCUGCCAGAUAACGUUAGACGAGAAAAGCAGAGCUAUCAAGGAUCUACGGUUGGCGUUGGAUACUGCUGAAGGCGAGAAGAGUAAUUUGUUGUUUGAGAUUAGUGAAAUGAAGAGUCAGGAAUUGUCUACAGAAAUUCCAGAUGAAACUGAGAAGUAUAGGUUGGAAUCGGAGAGUUUACGAGCUCAGCUGACGACUAUCAAUGAAGAUCACGCUAGUCUAGUUUUGAAAUUACAACAGCUGCAGCAGAAUUCCGUGGAAAAUGUCAAAACUUCUGAGUCUAAGAUAGCUGAAUUGCGAAAAUCACUGGAAGCAAAGGAAUCUGUAAUUGUGCAGCUACAAGCAGACUUGGAAAGGCAUCAUGAGGAAGCAAAUGCGUUGAAAACUUCCAGUGAAAGUUCAUCUCAGCAAGAAUUGCAAAUCCUGCAAGAGCGAUUGGAAGCCGAAUCGACGAAAUCAACUGGUUUGGCAGUGGCAAAAGAUGAAGUUGAGCAUCAACUGGCACAGAAAACAGAGGAACUGGACAAGCUGAAAUUGGAAUUAGAAGGACUUUCCACUUCGAGUCAGGCCAAAUACAAUGAACUGAGUCAAAUGAUAGAAAUGCUAUCCCAACAAAAGGAUAAUUUGGUUCAGUUGAUUACGACCAAACACAACGAGAACGUCCAGUACCACGCGGAGAUUCAACGUCUGAGUCAACUUUUGCAAACCGAAAUGGUCGCUAAGAAUGAAGACAAACCUCCAACGGAGUGUGCGGAAUGUCCAAUUUUGCGUGCAAAACUAGCUUCGCUCGAGGCCGAAACUAAAAAGUUGGGAGACUUUGACAAAAUGGUCGACCAAAUCCAGUUCCUGAGGGAAAAAUCCGAAAUUCUAACCAACAACCUAUUGAUUGAGCAGAACAAUCAGAAGCUGGUGCAGCAGGAGAAGCAGGAAGCGAUCGAGCAGACGAACAACCUUGCCAAGGAUCUGGACCGGCUGAGGCAGCAUCUGCUGGAGACGGAGGAAGCUCACACCCAGGAAACGGUGGAACUGCAGCAGCGCUACGAGGAAACCCAGCGGAAACUGCAAGCCCUGGAGGACGACGUGAAGAAGUCCACGAACGCGCUCACGUCGGCAAGCAUUCGAGCGAAUCAGCAUGCCGAAACACUGCAGGCGCAGUACCACCUGUUGCAGCAGCGGCGUGACGAGCUGGUGGCAAAGCUGAAUGCAGCCGACGACCGGGAACAGAAGAGUCAGGCCUCGCUGACGAAUCUGCAGUGUGCGCUGGAGCAGUUCCAAAAUAACCGCGACCGGGACAUCGAACUAGCCACGACCGCCAUCCGACAAGAGAUGGAACAAGCGCAGACCAGGGAGGCGAACCUCAAGGCAGAUAUUCGACAGUUGCAUCAACAGUUGGCCGAUGCCAAAAAUGGACUUCUGGCGGCGGCCCGCAUUUCCGAUCAACUGGAGAUUGCCCAAGUAACCGUUGCAUCGCUCAAAGAGGAAUUGGCGAAAAGCAACGAAAAGUACGAAACUCUUGAGGGUCGUCUCCGCGCCAACGAAGCGAGCCAGGCGGACAAGGUUGAAAAGUCCCUGGUUAAGAAUUUGGUAAUUGGUUACGUCGUGGCCCCUUGGAUCAGGAAAUCGAUAAGCAUCAGAUAUGAAGCGUUAUCUCAAUAAAUACUAACCACAUUGGAUCAGAGUGAAUGUAUCAAGGUCGGACUGAACCGAACCGGCGGAGGUUGGUUCAACAACAUUCUGGGCAGUGGUGGUUCUCCCGCUUCUUCAGGAGCGAGCUACAACAAGGAAAGCCUAACGGAAGCGUUUGUCAAAUUCCUGGAAAAGGAAUCUGCACCCCGCCCUGCGAACACCGCCGGUGGAGGACUCCUGAACAUCAUGGCCUCUCACCAGCCUCACUCCCAUGCUACGAGAUCCCAAACAACCACACCAACCCAGCAGCGGGCGUCCCCCACUCAAACGCCAUCGGAAGCAGAACCAAGUCAGAACAAUCCGGCAGCAUCCGGAUCGGGCGAAGGAACGGCAACGGUGACUCCCGUACAAAUCCCAGUAAAACCGAUUCUUCUCGGCGAAUCUAAUAGCCUGCUGCAGGCUACGACGACAUUUCAAGCCCCUCGCAGCUCCAGCUCGAUACUGAAGGAUAUUUUGAGCGAUUCCUGAUUCAACCUGUAGAGAGAAAAUCAGAACGUUGUGAUUGCAGUUGAUCGUCCUCUUGACGAGAACGAUUGAGGGACUCUGUCUGCACAGAUUAAGGUGGACAUUUGCCGGACGAACCAUACCCCUAUUCGGUUGUGUAAAUAAUUUGUAGGUUUGUCUGUUCUGUUUGACCUGUAUUUUAUAUCAUGUGCAAUUUUGAAAAACGCGUAAAUGUAGCGUAAAGUACCUAGAAACUUUUAUGCUUAAAGAUGGAACGUAUGAAUAUUUAAUUGUCUAUAAAUUUAAGACUGGCUAUCCAUAACGUAGAGCUUGAUGCAUACAGAUAGCAUGUGUUUAACUAUUAUAAUCAGACAAAUGUUCGCAAAUAUUUAAAA
Molecule: messenger RNA, 4548 nt
Organism: Armigeres subalbatus
Lineage: Eukaryota; Metazoa; Arthropoda; Insecta; Diptera; Culicidae
Gene: Gmap
Product: thyroid receptor-interacting protein 11
Exons: 7
Biological process (GO): Golgi organization; endoplasmic reticulum to Golgi vesicle-mediated transport
Cellular component (GO): Golgi apparatus
Molecular function (GO): small GTPase binding
Source: RefSeq, a predicted model, not a curated record